Molecule: messenger RNA, 477 nt
Organism: Drosophila virilis
Lineage: Eukaryota; Metazoa; Arthropoda; Insecta; Diptera; Drosophilidae
Source: RefSeq, a predicted model, not a curated record
AUGCCUGAUGAGCAUGAAGGCAAGCUGCCAGGUUCUGCUGCCUGCCCGGGCUGGCUGCCUGUCUGUCUGUCCAGCUCUGACAGCCAAACGACACUUGUUAGGCUCAAGUUUGGUCUGGAGCACACGGCCCCUACUCUUCCACUUUGGACAUGCCGUUGCAAUGCUCGUCACGGGACUUGUUUGACAGCAGCUGCCACACAAAAGCUGGAGCAUGAGCUUCAUACGGAACAGGAGCUGAGGCAGGACUCUGUUGCCCUGCAUCAGUACGCCUCAAAGUAUGCCUUUGGCUAUCGCAUACGUGAUUUCCAUACUGGUAACGAUUUUGGCCACAAUCAAAAUAGGGAUUUGCAUGGCGUGACACGCGGUCAAUAUCACAUUUUAUUGCCAGAUGGACGCGUCCAGAACGUGAUUUAUCAUGCAGACGAUACGGGCUUCCAUGCGGACGUUAGCUUCGAGAGCGGCACAACGAGGCACUGA